Wallemia mellicola CBS 633.66 is the source of this 957-nucleotide messenger RNA. RefSeq lists its product as hypothetical. Bases 1 to 957 code for a protein of 318 amino acids. The record is from RefSeq and is a predicted model, not a curated record. The transcript has a single exon. Lineage: Eukaryota; Fungi; Basidiomycota; Wallemiomycetes; Wallemiales; Wallemiaceae.
AUGUAUAGGACGGUCUCAACGCCAUCACCGCCAUCAUCGCAAAUUUUGAAAGGUGAUUCACCAUCAUGCUAUCCGUACACAUACCCUCAGGGUACAAAUUCCUUAAAGAGAAACAUACGAUUUUCAAUCCCACGUGAGUAUGGACUCAAUAACCUUGGUUUGGCUGCUGGAUCACAUGAAAUUGUUAACAAACAGACGCCAUCACCUUCAAGUAAUUCUGCAUUACCUGGAUUAGCAGAAUCACUAGAUCCACAUACUCAAAACCAUAAAGGCGUUCUUGAACCCUCACCAUUCACCUGGAAGACAGAAAGUAAAGGUGACAACACAUCGAGCUCACAAUCGAGUCCAGCCAACAAUCCAUUUGCUGCACCUCUAAAUCCACACAUCUCGAGGACUAAUAACGUCAAAACACGACCAUCAUUAAUUAGCAUGAAAUCAAACGCGAGUGAUGUACCUAAAGAUGAUAAAAUCACGUACUCUAAAACUAAAGACAAAUUGUGGCUUAGUGAAGAUGCAAGUACACUCGAAGUUUGGGUUACUAUAAUGAAAUUUGUGAACGAUGAGUACACCCAGACAGAACUACUUAGUCGUACAUCACAAGAAUUGAUAGAAAAGCUAAUAGAAUGCGUUAAAAAGUACGAUGAUUGCUCAACACUCAACUUAAUUGAAGAAUUUCUAACAGAUUUCACAACUUGUUCAAAUAGUCUUCGUAAUUUGUUAACGGCAAAGCGAUAUGGUUUGCCAAUACUCCAUGGUACGUCGUUGGUAAAGAUACAGCCACAUAUGAUACCAACACUCACGGUUGAACAAAUUGAACUCAUCGGUGCUGAAGAUAUGCACGUUAUUUUGAAUAGCUCACAAUGUCUUAAUCUUUUGCAACUUCUUGUGGGUAAUCCAUAUGCUACAAAAUCACUUCACUUAGUCAAUCUAUCAGGAAAUAAAGAGACUGUUUAUUAG